Gongylonema pulchrum is the source of this 255-nucleotide messenger RNA. The record is from the annotation of a GenBank genome assembly. NCBI's taxonomy places the organism in Eukaryota, Metazoa, Nematoda, Chromadorea, Rhabditida, Gongylonematidae.
GAGUGUCUUGAUUUUGUGCGACCACUGAACGAAAAUGGAGAGAAUCUGGGUACAAAACCGACUUUUUCUGAUGUGUUCAGAUUGUACACAAGUUUAAAAACAGGCAUGACAAUGAAGGAGUGGUGCGAAAGAAUGGUACCGCGGCAGUAUAAUGUUGACGAAAGGCGUCUGGUGCAGUUUGGUAUUUGCCAUGGUUUUGUUCGCAAGUUGUGCAUUUAUCCAGUAUCACUGAGAAAAGGCGACACACGACGGUAG